UAUCAUUCGUGGUCGUCUGCUCCACAUAUUCAAUAUUGUGAAAUUUAAAAAAGUUUAAGCAAAACUGAAAUAAUUAAUCAAGUAAAAAUGGAUAAGUGGAUACGUGAACGUUUGAAAAACUGUUUGGAGUUCGAAGUCCCAGAUGAUAUGAUCAAAUACAUUUUGUCAAUGAAAUCAUCAACAGAGUUCGAUGAGUACUUUGAAACUCUACUUAAUUCAGAAUGUGAAGAUCAUCGGUCAUUUAUGACGGAUUGUAAGCAACGGCUUUUUAGCAAACCGCUGCACAAUAAACGUUCGCCACAACCUAAUAAUAACCAACAACAGAAACAAGCAAAAUCUGUUCAAAACAGUGUACAAAAUAAACAAAAUCAAAAUACUUUGGCGCUGGACGGUAAAUUUGGCAAACAACAACAACAGCAACAAUCACAAGGUGCUAAGAAAAAGUCCAAAUAUGUCAAUUUAUACACUAGCGACGGCAGUGUUAGUGGGGAAGUGAUAAUGUUAAAAGGACGACGACUCUGUGAUUGUCAAGCCUCUCAGCACAAGUUAAUCAAUAACUGUUUGGGUUGUGGACGCAUAGUUUGUGAGCAAGAAGGUAGUGGACCAUGCUUGUUUUGUGGCGAUAUUGUUUGUACCAACGAAGAAAUGCAAAUAAUGAAAGGAGAUUCUAAAAAAGGACAGAAUUUGUUGAAAUCAUUGAAAGAGAAAGGUGGUGGAGAAUCAUUGAAAAAGGCAUUGGAACAACGAGAUCGGUUGUUGGAGUAUGAUCGGAAUAGUGAGAAACGUACGACAGUUAUUGAUGAUGAGCUCGAUUAUUUUGAGGAAAAUUCUGUUUGGCUAUCCGAAUCAGAGCGUGCUAAGUUCGAACAGCUGAAACAAGAAAUGCAUGAGAAGAAACAUGAGAGUCGCGCUAAACGCAAAAUAAAGAUCGAUUUUGCUGGGCGAGAGGUGGAAGAUGACCCACCCAUUACAGCUGAUUUUGAGAACCGUGUGUUAAAGGAAAUUGCUCAAGCAAAAGCUGCCGCUGGUGACAAAAAUAACUGGUCUAACCGAAAGAAUACACAAAAAAUUACACCGGACACAUGUGGCACAGAUCCAAACAUGGAUGAUGAACAUCGUCCAGUUUAUAAGCUUACCGCUGAAGGAAAGGCAUUCGCUGCUGAUGGGUCCAUUAACAAAGGUUUAGGAGAAUGUACAUAUAAUCGUGUUCAAGAUAAGGAGUUAUUAGAAAUGCAGGAUAUGCGUCAUUGUCUUUCCAUGCAUCAACCAUGGGCAUCCCUGCUUGUGGCCGGUAUAAAGAAGCACGAAGGGCGUGUUUGGUAUAGUGAACAUCGUGGGCGCUUAUGGAUAGCGUCAACCGUAAAAGAUCCACAUCCAGAAGAAAUUGAAGAACUUAAAAACUUUUACAAGACUCAUUAUAAUGAUCCUAGCAUUACAUUUCCGGAGCACUAUCCAACAGGUUGCUUAUUAGGCUGUGUUCGUGUGGAUGACUGUCUGGCACAAGAAGAGUACCGCGAAAUAUAUCCAGAUGGAGAGUCCGAAAGUCCAUAUGUCUUUGUUUGCUCAAAUCCACAGCAGCUGCCUGUAGUUUUCCCUGUUAAGGGGCAGCAUAAAAUUUAUCAAAUUGACCCCAAGAUCCAUAAUGCGGCUUGCAAAACAUUACUUCGUUUGAAAAAUACAAAAAACUAAGGUGAUUUUCAUACAUACGUUCUAAAAUUCACUGAUGUUUGAACGUCUUGAAAUGAAAAACUCAAUUCUAUGAAA
Messenger RNA from Bactrocera tryoni, 1764 nucleotides. RefSeq names its product activating signal cointegrator 1. NCBI's taxonomy places the organism in Eukaryota, Metazoa, Arthropoda, Insecta, Diptera, Tephritidae. Gene Ontology annotation, molecular function: zinc ion binding; transcription coactivator activity. The transcript is spliced from 5 exons. The coding region runs from base 88 to 1689 and encodes 533 amino acids. The record is from RefSeq and is a predicted model, not a curated record. Gene Ontology annotation, cellular component: nucleus. Gene Ontology annotation, biological process: positive regulation of DNA-templated transcription.